UCGAAUUUCGCUAUUCCAGAGAACGGCGUGCACAUGCUCCUCUGGGUAGGCUCGGCCGCAUCUCCGGAGUUCGUCCGCGACGUGUUCGGCGCCGCCUCGCCGCAACACAUCGAUACACAAGUGGCCGAACUGCCGGAGCUUGACAACCCUACGAGCCAGGCGGCGCGCGCGCUGGUUGAGGAAGCUAGAGUGAAGCGACGCAAUGCUAUGAGGUUGGACAUAGUGCACCAGUACGACAAACGGGAGGCAAUGUUCCGGCGAUUGCUGGUUGAGGACCGAGGGCUGGACGGCGCCGAUUCCUACACGGAACACCUGCUCAACACUCACAAGACUGUCCAGAAGAUGCUCUAACCCUAAUGCGACAACACGACAAACUAGAAGCGGUCCUACGACACUUCCUUGUGGAGGACCGCGGCGUGGACGGCAGCGCGUCCUACGUGGACUACCUCUGCCACGUGCACAAGGAGAUCCGGGCGAUGCUAUAGCCAGAGUAUUAACACCAGCACCGCUGGCGCCUGGAACACUUCCUCGACUGGUGAGCGACAUUGUCAAACGCAUAGGCCGAGUCUGUUAAAUUUCUUUUACCAAAUUUUGGACGGAACAUUAUCAAAAGCUUUGGCGGGGUCUGUUAAUCUUAUAAAAUAUUGAACUAGUUUAUACAAGUUAUUGCCUUUAUCAAAUAACGAUGGAUAAAUAAGUUAAAAAUCGAUUGACGUAUGAGGCAAUGAUUCAUUUAACUUUAAAAGAAGUGUUGAUUGAAGUUGUCUUAAAACUUACUUGUACUUAUACUUGUUUUGUCUAAAACUCUGUUUCCCUUAAUGUACAAGGUUAACUUAACAUAUUGCUUUAUCUAAACAUAAAUACCUUUUUGUUUAAAUCUUAAAAGUUAUAAGCACUAAAAUACGUCCUUGCGAUACUCGUGACAUUGAGCAUUACGUAGUACGUAUGUCUAUGAUACACUAGAAUUGGUUGUAAGAUUCAAAGGCUGUACCUAUAUUAGUAAAUUGUAGGAUAAAUCGUGGUUAUUACUUCAAAAAAUAUUGUAUUACAGCCUUAUUGUAUUUCUUGUAUUGUAUAAAUGUAAAAGAAAAUUAAUGAAUUCAUGUUCAAUUAUUAAAAUGAAAUGAAAUUUCGCUCACCAAUCGAAUGAAAAGUUUCCAGCGAAUACAGUUUUCGAUUGAUGCAGUGAUCGAUUUUUUACAUUCACUUACUGUUUAAUGUAAUAUAAUUAUUAUUAGCAUACAUAAAUGAUAGUGUAAUAAUUAAAUCCAUUCCGAACGCAUGUGUCAAAGUAUACAAAAUAGUAUUUUACAUAAGUUCGAAAAAUCUUUCACUGCAUCAGUGUUAAAGUAAGUGUGUGAGUGAUGAAUGUGUGACAACCGAUGAAAUGACAAUUAUCCGAUAGUGUCACUGCCUCUAUUUCUUUUCUUCAAAUUUUCAUGGUAAUGUUACUAUUAAAAAAACAUCUAGUACAUUGGGCAUGUAGCUUUUAUUAAUAAAAUUAUAAUUUAGUCGAUGCUCGAAAAUUUUAAAGUACUUACCCUAAAUUACCAUGGAAAUUGUAAUCCAUAGACACUGGAAAGUGUACAGCAUCAAUAACUGUAUUUUGUCGAGUAUUGUUUGUAGUCGGAUAAUGGCAACACUGAGAUGACUGACCAAUAUUGUACAGUGCAAUAAAUAUAACUUUGCUAAAUAAACUUAAAAAGUGAACGCAGAGCUAUACUUUUUGCAUAUUAUAAAAUGUUGCCAUGCUAUAGCAUUAGCAUAGGAUAUUUUCAAGAUUACACUGUUAGAAAUUUUACGGUUAAUAAUAAAUAAUAUUAGAAUAGAGAUUUUGUAAAAUAAAUCGUGAAUUUCAGGCGGAAUCAAUAAUUUUAUUGUUUUUAUUUAAUCAUUCUUAUUUAGUUAUUGUUAAUGUCUAACAUAAUGUUUCGCGCGAAGCCGUUUACUUUCUUAUGAUAUUAAACCGAGCGAUAGUUGUAGAAGUUUUAUUAUUAUCUUGUAUGUAUGUAUUUCAGUAUCUGUAAGACGCGAAUGUAAUGGAGUGUAAAUAAAUAUAUUGGCAUUAUUAUUUUCA
Ostrinia furnacalis (Asian corn borer) is the source of this 2077-nucleotide messenger RNA. RefSeq names its product protein transport protein Sec24D-like. Gene Ontology annotation, molecular function: SNARE binding; zinc ion binding. The record is from RefSeq and is a predicted model, not a curated record. Lineage: Eukaryota; Metazoa; Arthropoda; Insecta; Lepidoptera; Crambidae. Gene Ontology annotation, cellular component: COPII vesicle coat; endoplasmic reticulum exit site. Gene Ontology annotation, biological process: COPII-coated vesicle cargo loading. The transcript is spliced from 3 exons. The coding region runs from base 34 to 351 and encodes 105 amino acids.